This is a messenger RNA of Sceloporus undulatus (fence lizard), 5972 nucleotides long. Its product is annotated as carboxyl-terminal PDZ ligand of neuronal nitric oxide synthase protein-like. Gene Ontology annotation, molecular function: nitric-oxide synthase binding. NCBI's taxonomy places the organism in Eukaryota, Metazoa, Chordata, Lepidosauria, Squamata, Phrynosomatidae. The transcript has 11 exons. Bases 93 to 1955 code for a protein of 620 amino acids. The record is from RefSeq and is a predicted model, not a curated record.
UGCUGCUGCUGCUGCUGCUGCCGCCGCCGGGGCUUCGGGGGCCGGGGCUGGUGGCUGGUGGCUGGUCCGGGGGCUCCUGCUGCCGGGCAGCCAUGCCUCCGGCGCCGGUGAAGCAGCUGCGGAACCGCUACAACCCGGUGGAGGAGGCCGGGGGGGACUCCCGGGUGCCGCUCCACAACGAGGACGCCUUCCAGCACGGCAUCCUCUUCCAGGCCAAGUAUAUUGGAAGUCUGGACGUGCCAAGACCCAACAGCCGCGUGGAGAUUGUGGCUGCCAUGAGAAGGAUCCGGUAUGAAUUCAAGGCCAAGAACAUCAAGAAGAAGAAGGUGAACAUUGUUGUCUCUGUAGACGGGGUGAAAGUCAUCCUCCGGAAGAAACAGAAGAGAAAAGAAUGGACCUGGGAUGAGGGCAAGAUGGUGGUGAUGCAUGAUCCCGUCUACAGGAUCUUCUACGUUUCGCACGACUCUCAAGACCUGAAAAUCUUCAGCUACAUUGCCAGGGACGGCACCAACAAUUCCUUCCGGUGCAAUGUCUUCAAAUCCAAAAAAAAGACUCAGGCCAUGCGCGUGGUGCGGACGGUAGGCCAAGCCUUCGAGGUUUGCCACAAACUCAGUCUCCAGCAUGCCCUCCAGAAUGCCGAUGGUCAAGCAGACGGGGCCAGCAACAAUUCAGCUGAAGAGCCACAGCUGGAAGGUCUCCAGCUGGCUGGGCCGCCGCUGGCCGAUGGAGAAAGUGGCCCCACUGAUUCUGAUGGGACCUGCGUUCUGGAUGGCAGAUCCUCUGAGCUCCUUGUGGCUGUGCCUGACCUGGGCAUCCCGAAAUCUGGGCCAGAUCUGAAGGACAGGAACAGUCAGGAGAACGAGGACUCCCUCCUGUGCCCUCUUGCCUCGCAGCCAGUGGGCAGCCCUGCCAGCCCCUCGCCCACCCCACUCGCUUCCCAGCACUGCCUCCAGCUCCUCCAGCACCAGCUCCUGCAACAACAGCAGCAGACUCAGGUGGCUGCAGCCCAGGUACAGCUUCUAAAGGACCAGCUGUCGGCCGAGACCACGGCCCGCAUCGAGGCCCAGGCCCGCGUCCGCCAGCUGCUCUUGACUAAUCGUGACCUUCUUCAACAUGUCUCCUUGCUGGUCAAGCAGCUCAAAGAGCUGGAGAUCAAGGUCCAGCUGCGGCAUCCAGUUGACCGUUCACUACAGAAUCUCACCCUGGCUCAGUCCCUCUCCCUCAACUUGAAAAACCACUACAGCCUCGAAAUCAGUCUGCCGUCCACCUCAACUCCAGCCAGCGUCCUGGGCAGCCCUGUGGCUUUGAGAAACACGUGUGGGUCCUACCUGAACCUGGCAAACCUGAACAAGGGCGGCGGAUUGCCCAAUGGCACAGAGAGCAAGGAACGCCUUCUUGUGGCCCUGGACAGCCUCCGCAGCGUUGAAGGGUCGGAGGCCACCGACGGCAGUAUGUCCAAUGGGACUGGCCAGCAGAAGAACAACGGGCCAAGUGCUCCGGUGCAGGAGGAAAGGGCACAGCCUUUCAUCCCCAAGCUGAAUCCACCCCCUCCAACUCUGCGGAGGAGGUCAAGCAAAACCACCUCUCCCAGCCUAGAACCAGAGACAGUCACCACUGCCAGCACUGUAAAAAAUCCCAGCACUUCGACACUCACCAGUGCCACCGUCAUCUCCCUCUCGAACUCAGGAUCGGAGGCCAGGACGGCGGGAGGUAGUUACGCUAGCAGCCGCACUGAGAACCAGAGACAUCCAAGCCAGGAGCGAGCCAGAGGGGAUAUGCUGCGGGGGCCGCUGGCCAAGAGCAUUUUGGGUCACCUGGAUAAAGGCCCAACAAGGGACUCAGCUGGCAGCCUGGACUUCAGGUGGCCAUUCUCCUCGGGCGGAGGAGACGAUACCCGCUUGCACAUCAGCCUAUCGGAGGACGAGCUGGACAAGACGGGGAUUGCUCGUGCGUAAGACAUGCUCGGGGGUGAAGACCUGAGAACUGGAUGUGUACCCCAUUGGUUAGGGGCUAGGCAUGGCUUAUAGGACAGUGCGGUCCGCACAGAGAGGGAGGGGGUCCUGAAAUGGUUGUGGCCAGAGGCUGCUGGUUCCUCAAGGCCUUAUCUGGACGGGAAGCAUGUAACUGAAAAACAACCACCUCUCCAGAAGAAGAUGACGACCACCACAUGGAGGGUCCAGAUUUCCUUGAGGCAGUCUUCCGCACAUGCUCGUGUCUUCCACAAACACCUGUAAAUGGUCUGGAGGAGCCUGAAGUUGUUCUGUCUUACUCCCAGCAGGCGUUGAUGCAGCUGAGCCUCUGAUGGAAAGCCUUGUAAGAGCCCCAAGGGUAUAAGCCCAAGAAGUAAAUGCCACAAGAGGUUCGGGGUUCUCAGCCCCACCAGGAAGGAUCCCAACUUGCUGGACAGGACUGGGUUGGAAACUCUUCCCAUAAUCAGAGUCCAAGAGUAGUAGUAGUUUACCAAAUGCACUGAUGUUGAAAAGAUGAGAAGAAAGGGGGCUAUGAACCAAGAGCUCAGCUUCCAGGAAGUUAUUGCCAGUCUAGCGAUGAUGUCCAGGCACGUCCCAAAACAUGACCAGCAUUUACUGGUUGAACCCUGUCUUCCUGUGAACUGAAGCCACUUGUUACAGGAGCGCAAGCGUCUUCCAUCUUCAGAAGGCCAAAAGAAUCCGCCUCAGAAAUCACCGGUGUGCCAUGCAAGGGUUCCCUUCCCAUCUCCAUGGGCCAAAACUUUAUGUAGAAAGACAUUGCUCCAGUGAAAAGUCCUGCACUUUCAUUGCCAUGGGUGGACAUUUCCCACUCAAGAGAGCUGAGGAAUGUGGGGUGUUGGGUCAUGCUCACAGUCCACAUUCCCUUCUUUUCUUCUGUUCGUUGCUUCAUGGAUCAUGCUCAUGUCUUUGUUACUGCAGGGAUCCAUACAGACUAUGGGUUAAUUUGUUGGAAAAGACAUUUAGGAGAAUUCUCAUCUUUUCUUCCAGUAAUAGUCUUUAUUUUUAUUUUGUGAGGCAGAAGAAAUAAGCCUGGUUUCGAGGUGGGAAGUUGGAUAUUCACACACUCCCUGGGAACUUUAGGUAAAAUACACUAGGACAGAAGGUUCAAUAAUGCAAAAAUUUUCUUUGCUCAGCUACUAUAUGCAAGUUACCCCAGCAGAAGAAGGCUAGAAGCCAGAAGUCCAUGCAUUCAGUAUUAUUAUUAUUAUUAUUAUUACAUUGUUGCUGAGAUGCACUUUAAAAAAGAAAGAUAUCUGUUGGAAGAGGGGAGAUCUGUGAAUUGCUUUGUUUUCAGGAGGAGAAACUCUGAAGUUUAAAAGUGGGGAGCCUAUAGCGCUAUAGGUUUUGUUGGACUCCAAGUCCUAUCAGCCCCGGUCAGCAGGGCCAAUGGUUAGUGAUGGUGGGGAUUAAAGUCCAACAACAUUUGGGGAAUUGUGGAUUCCCAACCCUUGCUGCAGAUACAAUUAAUUUAUCGUUAGGACUUUUUAAUAUGUAAAGUUGGUCUCGGUUUCCUAGCAAAUAUGCUCCACGCACGCUCAGGUUUGCCAGACCUGAAGUACUGGAAAUUUUUGGACACAAAAUGGUGGCCGCUUGGUUGUGAGAGUGAAAAAUGGGGACAAACACAGGCUGUGAUGGUUGGCCCCUUGUCAAGGAAGCCUUCGCGGUACAAAAUGUGAUAGGAACUGCAAGGAAAACAGAAUGUUGUAAACUGUCCAAAGUGGUCCCAGAUUUAACUGUGGGCAUCAGUCCUUAAUGGACAGAGAGGAGGCACUGAAAAGAACAUCUUUCUAGAAAUGUGGUGGACAAUAAUGCGCAGAGGUAAAAAUAUUCUCUAAAAACCCAUGCAAAGCCAGGUGAAAGAGGAUGGAAGUUGCACUAUAUGUGGUUCUUUGCAAUUGCUGGGGAGAAGUUAAGUUGUCGGAAGGAAGGUUUAAGGAGGUGAAGUUAAAAUAACAGGGAAAACGUCAUUGUUACGAAGAUAAUGGGAUGGUCCAUCUUUUCCAAAAGACACAUGAACAAUUUUCUGGGUCUGAAUGAUAUGGUUUUGCAGGCGCAUCCUUAACAUUUAUCCUGUGUGCAGAUGCUCUGAGGCAUACUCAAUUGUGUGCACAUCAACAAAUCUGCUAAGUAGAGUCAGAAGCAAGCUUUUAUCCAUUUAGAGCCAAGUCAUGGCCCCAAAAGCAGGCAAAGGCCCAUAUAGAAGGCCUCCCAUUAUACUUUUUGUUUUUUGAGUGUGUGUUGCGCAAACACACAAUUGGGAGAGGCUAGGCUGAAUUGCAAGAGCAAUUACGAAAUGUUGGACGUUGGCUGGAGAUAGGCAUGAAUGUGGUUCUGUGGAAGACGCCCAUUGGUUUUUUCCCCCCAGGGGCACCGUUUCCAAACAUGGCCGCACUAAGCUGCAAUGGCUCCUUUCGGAGGGAUGUUGCUGUUCAUUGGCGCCAGUUGAACCAUGGAGGCUAGGAAUGUGUAGAAGAUGGAGUCUGAGGGAUGUGUUUUCAGUAGAAAUAGAGAGGGAAAGAGAGCGCAAGAGCGACUUGGAAUGGCUGGGUUGCCUAGCAGCCCCUUGCAGAGCGAGAGGAAAGGCCACAGAGUCUGGGAGGGCUAGAGUGGCCACCAUUAUCAGGCACCUUGGAUGUUGCUUAGCAACCGUCGCUAAAGGAGGCCUAGCAGGCCUGAUUCACAGUAGAUAAUGAGGGUUGCUUGCCAACUUGGGAACAAAAUGGUGUCUCUUGUGCCUUAAAACCAAUCUUUCGAUGCACCAAUCUGGAAAGCAUAGCUUUUCGGAGCACAGAAAUGAACAUGAGUGCCAGCUAAUGACUAAAGAUGCUGCCACAAGGCAGAAUUAAUGUGUUUUGACACUGGUUUAACUGCCGUGGCUCUGUCCUAGGGAAUCCUGGGUUUUGUAGUUUGCUGUGGCAUGAGAACUAAUAGUAGUAGUAGAACUCUCUGACAGAGGAGGCUGAACAUCUCACAAAACUACACAUCCCAGAAUCCUGUAGCAUGGAGCCAUGGCAGUUAAAAUGGUAUCACGCUGCAUUAAUUCUGCAGUGUAGAUGUUGUAAAAAGUCAUGGCAAUCGGUGCAAAAGUAAAACUAAGAUGGCCUUUGUCAACAGUGAAGAACGUUUGCAUGGAGAAAUACCCACCACACUCCUCUUUAAAAUACACAGACUCAGCAAACAAGAUAGCAUCUUGUGUGUCUUUGGGGUGUUUCACACUUAAAUUUUCUACACCAAAUUUUCACACAAAGUGAAAAUUUGAGCCUGGGCAAAUUGUGAUACCAAGCCCAACACACAAUCCUGUUGAGAUGUGAGGCAGACAUUACAUUUUCCUUUUUUUAAAUGACCUAGGGAGAGUUUCCAAACCACAAAACGUGGUUUCAACAGAUUUCUUUUCCCCAAGCUCUUUUUGUGUUAGAGGAGAAAACCAUGGUGGGAUCAAAAUUUUGGAAAUCUCCCCAUAAACUUGAUUUGUGAUUGUUUCAGGCACUCACACAGAGCGUAUCCUGAAAUGCAUUCAGUGCAUUUUAUGAAAAUUUCCCUAUUUUUCAUUGGAAUUAUCAUGCUUUCAAGCAGCCAAACGUCAAAACCUAACAUCUUUCUGUUUGCAGAAAUCUAUAGAGAUUGUUCCAUAACCCUCAAAUGCCUACUAGAUACUUGCUAGGCUUUCCCUUCCAACGAAUACUAAACACUGCCUGAGGUAUGCAACCAACAUUGCUCUCGAUGAUUGAUCCUACAGAACCCAACAGAAGCAAAGAAAAACCAACGUAAUGAAGUCUGCUUGGGAACAGAGGGGCAUGGGUUGUGUUCCAAGUAUAUUCUGCUCUGGAACAUGGGUUGUGUUCCAAGUGUAUUGUGUAAUUUGUUAUCAAAAGACUCUUAAGAAAGAUCAAAAAUUGGGGGGGGGGAAUCACCUGAAUUUCUUAUGUAAAGCAUUCAGUGUUGUUGGGACCAUGAGUGUAAUUACAGAUUCCUUCCUCCUUG